Daucus carota subsp. sativus is the source of this 477-nucleotide messenger RNA. RefSeq lists its product as uncharacterized. NCBI's taxonomy places the organism in Eukaryota, Viridiplantae, Streptophyta, Magnoliopsida, Apiales, Apiaceae. The record is from RefSeq and is a predicted model, not a curated record. The transcript has a single exon. The coding region runs from base 1 to 477 and encodes 158 amino acids.
AUGACCACCGACAGCUCACGACCGGAGUCGUCACAACCACUAACCGACGCUGAAAAGAACAAACAGCUGGAAGAGGCAAUGAAGAAAAUGCAAGCGACAAUCGAUUCCCUACAGAAAGAGGUCACGGCACUACAUAAAGACAAGAGCAUUGGACACACCAGGUCGACCAGCAGGCCAAAUAAGACCUUGCAGAGCGUAGCACGUCGUCUUGAAAUAAAUGAUGGUGCAGACGAGGCACCACCAGAAGAGGACGCUGAAAAUGAUCAACCUCCACCCGAAGACGAUGAGGAGGAGGACAUGCAUGGUCGACAUGAUGAAAGACGUGACGACGACAAGGACGACAGACAGGACGACGAUCGGGAUGAACACCACGACGGCCGUGAAAGACGGAGGUCGAGGCAUAGGUCGUCAAGGUCACGUGACAAGGUCCCAGAGUUAGUCAAGAAGGAGCUCAAAGAGUUCCGAGAGAUGAUUUAA